Molecule: messenger RNA, 402 nt
Organism: Spirodela intermedia
Lineage: Eukaryota; Viridiplantae; Streptophyta; Magnoliopsida; Alismatales; Araceae
Source: the annotation of a GenBank genome assembly
AUGUCUAGCAGGAGGUCACGGACGAGGCAGUCAGGCUCCACUAGAAUCACCGACGACAAGGUUAUGGACCUGGUGUCCAGGUUGCAGUCGCUGCUUCCCGAAGGAAGGACACGGGGCAACGACAGGGUCUGCGCAGCCUUCUUUGUUUUACUCUUUAAUUCUCUCCCGUUGGCUUUACAUGGAUACACUAGCCCCGUACUAGUUACUACACUCGUAUUUAUAGUAUUCUCUUCUCUGUCGCUGUAGGUACCGCCUUCUCAGGUCCUUCAAGAAACCUGCAAGCACAUUCGGGGGUUGCAGCGGCAAGUCGACGACCUGAGCCAGCGUCUCUCGGAGCUGCUCACUGCGGAGGAGAUGACCGAUGCUCAGGUAGAGAUCAUUAGGAGUUUGCUCACGCUGUAG